Molecule: messenger RNA, 798 nt
Organism: Dovyalis caffra
Lineage: Eukaryota; Viridiplantae; Streptophyta; Magnoliopsida; Malpighiales; Salicaceae
Source: the annotation of a GenBank genome assembly
AUGAACCCUUCUCGACCCAUGAUUUCAAGACCCGUCAAAACACCACCUUUCUUGAUCAAAACUUGUAAUUUGAGUCCAAAUUCUAAAAGGGUAUUUGGGUUUAGCCCACAUGGACAUGGUGUUAGAUUCUCACCGACCGUGACCAAAUGUUCAAGAGCUCAUGAUGUUCAUUUCGCAACAGCAGCAGCAGAAGCUACACAAUCUUCUCGUUCUUCGUCUCGUGCAUCCCCUGUAGUUGCAUCAAAGAUAUUCAAGUUGGAAUCUUUAGAGGAGAACAUAGAGAAGGUUAUUUAUCGAUGUCGGUUCUUGGCGAUUCUUGGGGUUUGGGGGUCUUUGGUUGGAUCAUUUCUCUGUUUCAUAAAGGGCUGCACUUAUGUUGUGUCAGCUUUCACACAAUACUUUGUCAAUCAUAGCAAAGUGAUUAUAUCGCUGGUCGAGGCCAUAGAUGUCUAUCUUUUGGGAACAGUAAUGCUAGUCUUCGGAAUGGGUCUAUAUGAACUCUUUGUUAGCAAUCUUGAUCUUGCAAAGCAGGCAUCAGUGGGGAAAGCACCAAAUAGGUCAAGUUUAUUUGGCUUAUUUACCUUGAAGGAAAGACCGAGAUGGUUAGAAGUGAAAACUGUUAAUGAGCUGAAAACCAAGCUUGGCCAUGUCAUUGUAAUGCUUCUUCUGAUCGGCUUCUUUGAAAAGAGUAAGACAGCAAUUAUACACUCUCCCAUUGAUUUACUUUGCUUCUCAGCUUCUGUCCUCCUUUGCUCUGGUUGCCUCUACUUGUUAUCUAAGCUGGGCGACUCCAAAUGA